CAUAUGAUUUUUCAAAGUAGAAAUCUAAUCGGCAGAAUUAAACUCUUCAAGAUGAUAAAUGAACAGAUUCUUAAGACAUGUAUAAUAAAAUAAAUUAGACCUUGUCUCCUCUGAUAAGCUAUAAUAACUACUAAAAUUUGAAAAAUGACUCCUAAUCGUCAAGAUAAUUUUAUAUAUGGUGAUUUGGAAAAUAAUUUACGGCAAUAUGUGAAAAAUCAUAAAUUAAAAACAAGACCCAAUGCAAGCUGUGGUUUAUGGUUAUUUUUUGUGCUACCGUUAAGCAUAAUUUUAAGUACCUUUAAAUUAGUUCACGUUUCUUAUCAGUAUGGAUGUAUGACAUUAUUUUCUGGUCAAUUAAUGGUUGCAGGAUAUGCAUUUAUGCAAAGUAGUAAUCGGAGAAGUAUAUUCACUUAUAAAAAUUUUGUAUUGAUUUCUGGAGUUUUAUUGAUUUGCUCACUAAACAAUGCAGGAAUACCUUUUAAUAUAGUUUCUGGAUUAUUGGCAUUUUUAUUUUCUAAAGUAUAUACAUCUUUAAUGCAUAAUUUUCCAUCAUGUUUUUCUUGUGGCGAAGCAGCACUUUUUGCACAAGGCUUACUUAUGUUUUUACUUUCUUCGGGUAUAAAUAUCAUUCAUCAUUUUAAGCAUGUGCCUGUUACAGAUAGCGAAAUUUCUACGCUUAUCAUACAAAUUGGUUUACUUGGUAUAUUAUUGUUGUGUAUCUUGGUUGGAAAAAUCAAUUUUUUUAAAAGAGUUUAUCCAUUUUAUAUCGUAAGUGGAUUGGUUAUUGGUUUUGGAAUUCUACUUCCAAUGAUUUUAAUAUUACGUAAAGAUGCUGUACUUUGGAUCUAUAAUUAUAUAUUUAAUUCACAACGAAGGAUUUAUUUCAUUCUUUAUUGUGGGUUUUGUAUGAUAAUUGGAGCAAAAGCAUUAUUAUAUCAAAUUGAACAAAAGAAAAGAGCAAAUACAUCGAGACGGAAAGUUUUUCAUAUUUUAGCAGUUAUGGUAUAUUUACCUGCCUUAUUGUACGAAUGCACUUUUAUAUAUUUGGCAAGUGGUGUUAUUUUGGGUGUUUUCAUUUUUCUGGAGGUGAUAAGAAUAUUGGAUAUUCCACCAUUGGGACCAAUUUUACAUGAUGGUUUCUUAAUAUUUGUGGAUGAAAAGGAUAGUGCUGGUGGAAUCUCUUUAUCGCCGUUGUAUCUAUUGAUUGGAUUAUCAUUACCACUUUGGAUACAUCCAUUUGGUUGUGAUUUAACUGAUUCGGCGGGAUUUCAAUUAUUACCGUUCUGCAGUGGUUUGUUGACAAUUGGUGUGGGAGAUACAUUUGCUAGUAUAUUUGGAAUGUUACUUGGCAAACAUUCAUGGCCAGGGACUAAAAAAACAGUUGAAGGUACACUUGGCUCUAUUUUAGUACAAAUUUGUUGUUUGUAUGGAUUAUUCCAUUACGAUUUGAUCGUUGAACGAGAUAUUCCAAAAGCGAUUUUAGCAAUCGUUUUCACAUCGUUGGUUGAAGCUAAGACUGAUCAAGUAGAUAAUUUAGUUCUACCGUUACUUGCCUACAUAAUUUUAGUAUAACUUUUAUUUU
This is a messenger RNA of Chrysoperla carnea, 1582 nucleotides long. It is a transcript of the gene Dolk, whose product is annotated as dolichol kinase. The record is from RefSeq and is a predicted model, not a curated record. Gene Ontology annotation, molecular function: dolichol kinase activity. NCBI's taxonomy places the organism in Eukaryota, Metazoa, Arthropoda, Insecta, Neuroptera, Chrysopidae. Gene Ontology annotation, biological process: dolichyl monophosphate biosynthetic process. The coding region runs from base 145 to 1572 and encodes 475 amino acids. The transcript is spliced from 9 exons. Gene Ontology annotation, cellular component: endoplasmic reticulum membrane.